ACUACAUUUCCCAUAAGUUUCGGUGGUUCGAGUCAGCUUUUUCGCGCUUUCUUUUCUGCGCCAGAGUUUGUGGGAGUGUCUCCCUGGUGAGGGGAGGAGUUGGCAAUACUACUCAUGUGGUGUGCCCUUCUUAUUAGUGCCUCACUUUGGGUGGUAUUUGUGCUGAUGUCUUACUGCCGGUGAUCAUUUGGUUAAGGACUCUUCCCUUUUCCAUAAGAAGGGCUCAAAAGAGAAGGUUCAUCUCUUGCAAAUCUCAAAGCCAUGCCUCAGGAUGAACUAGAGUCUGCCCUUGCAGGGAUCAGUGUCAUUCAAGGAUGUGACUGUGGACUUCACCCAGGAGGAGUGGCAGCAGCUGGAUCCUGCUCAGAAGACCCUCUACAGAGAUGUCAUGUUGGAAAAUUAUUGUCACCUCAUCUCUGUUGGGUUUCACAUGACUAAGCCUGAUAUGAUCCGUAAGUUGGAACAAGGAGAAGAACUAUGGACUACAGAGAGAAUUUUUCCAAGUCAGAGCUACCUUGAAGAAGAUGGGAAAGCUGAAGAUGUUUUAGUGAAGUUCAAAGAAUACCAAGACAGGCAUUCUAGAUCAGUCAUAUUCAACCACAAAAGACUAAUUAAGGAAAGAAGUAAUAUUUUUGGGAAAACACUUACUAUAGGCAAGAACUGUAUUAUUUCAAAAACAGCACUAUGUGAAUAUAAGCCUGAUGGAAAGGUUUUUAAAAAUAUUUCAGAAUUAGUCAGUAGAAAUAUAAGCCCUGGAAGAGAGAAGUUUGGUGAGAGUAAUGGAUGGGAGAAAUCACUCCUCAAUUCUAAGAAUGAGAAAAUUCAUUCUACAGUGAAUCUCUAUAAACAAACAGAAAGGAGUGUGAGUGGUAAACAAGAGCUUAUUCAACAUCAGAAGGAUCAAACUCCAGAGCAAUCAUUAGAUCAUAAUGAAUGUGAAAAAUCCUUCUUUAUGAAAGGAAUGUUAUUUACACAUACUAGGGCUCACAGAGGAGAAAAAUCCCUUGAAUACAAUAAAGAUGGAAUAGCCCUAAUUGAAAAGUCAAAUCUCAGUGUCCAUUCACAAACUCUUAUUGAGAAGAAACCCCAUACAUACAGCAAAUAUGGGAAGUUCCUCUGCAGGAAGUCCAUUUUUAUCAUGCAUCAGAGAUCUCAAACAGAAGAGAAACCCUUUCAGUGUCCUUACUGUGGGAACAGCUUUAGAAGGAAGUCAUAUCUCAUUGAACAUCAACGAAUUCACACAGGUGAGAAACCUUAUGUUUGCAAUCAAUGUGGAAAAGCCUUCCGUCAAAAAACAGCCCUCACUCUUCAUGAGAAAACACAUAUAGAGGGGAAACCCUAUAUCUGUAUGGAUUGUGGGAAGUCCUUCCGCCAGAAGGCAACUCUCACUAGACAUCACAAAACACAUACAGGGGAGAAAGCCUAUGAAUGUACUCAGUGUGGAAGUGCUUUUAGAAAGAAGUCAUACCUCAUUGAUCAUCAGAGAACUCACACAGGAGAGAAACCAUAUCAAUGUAAUGAAUGUGGGAAGGCAUUUAUCCAGAAGACAACCCUCACUGUACAUCAGAGAACUCACACAGGAGAGAAACCCUACAUUUGCAAUGAAUGUGGGAAGUCCUUCUGCCAAAAGACAACCCUCACUCUCCAUCAAAGAAUUCAUACAGGGGAAAAACCCUACAUUUGUAAUGAAUGUGGGAAGUCCUUCCGCCAGAAGGCAAUCCUCACUGUUCAUCAGAGGAUACAUACAGGAGAGAAAUCCAAUGGAUGUCCUCAGUGUGGGAAAGCCUUUAGUAGGAAAUCAAACCUCAUUCGCCACCAGAAAACUCACACAGGAGAGAAACCAUAUGAAUGUAAAGAAUGUGGGAAGUUCUUCAGUUGUAAGUCAAACCUCAUUGUACAUCAGAAAACUCACAAGGUAGAAACCAUGGGAAUUCAGUAAAGGAUACGACUUUUUUGUCAAACCUUAAAGUAAUAGUAAACUUUAAAUAAAAUAGUACAUGGUGUUGCUUGCAAGUAUAUUGGUAUAUAACAGUUUAAGGUACUGUACCACAUAUUGCCUAUUGUUUGUGAGCCUAUAAAACACAAAAAGAAUGACUAAUGACAAAAGUCAUUGAAAAUACAACCCUAAAUUUUUUAUUAUUAGAUUCACCAGGCAUAAACUUCCUCUGUCAAGUUUCUACAAACAUUUAAAAUUGCUUAUUUUCAAUUUCAGUACAUAUAUUCUUGUGACCCAGUAAUAAACAGUUCUGCCAGUGGUCCAUGGACCACACUGUGAUCAGAAGUGUUUUAAAAGAAAGUGUGAACUGUAUUUCUCAUUGCAAAUAUGAAGUAAAAAUUAGUUGUUACUUCCUCAAAAUUUACCACAGUUAUGACUUCUAACAUUAUAAAUUAGGUUUUGCAUAUUAUGAACCUUUAUAUAAAUUGGAUUAUACAUCAUGUAUUCUCUUUAUAUAAACUGGAUUAUACAUCAUAUAUUGUGUAUAUGGCUUGUUUCAUUCCUCAUUAUGUCUCUAAAACUCAUCAUUAGUGCAUGUGGCAGUUCAUUUAUUUCCAUUCUAUAUAGAAUUCCAUCAUAUGAUUAAAUUACAGUUUAUCCAACUACUGCUGUGGACUUUUUCAUUGUUUACAGCUUAGGAUCAUAAUAAAUAGUGCUUCUGUGAACAUAUUUGUCUUUUGGUGUACAUAUAGUCAUUUCUCAUGUGUAUAUAGUAGAGAUGGAAUUGCUGGGUCCUAGAGCAUAUGUAUGUUUGGUCAGCUUUGGUAGAUCCUACCAAACAACUCAGAAUUUUCACAGCAUGAGUUAAUUCUCUCUGAAGGAAAACAACUGUGAAUGUUAGCAAUAUGGUGGUGGUUCCAACCAGAGAAUUCAUGCUAGAGGGAAACUACAAAUGUGGAAACUGAGAAUCCAAAUAUAAUGCAUGUAAAAAGACUUUUAGCCACAGCCUAAAAUAAUAAUAUCAAACAAAUGUAAUAAAUGUGAGAUUGCCUCUAGCCACAGUAAUGCCAUAUUUGAAAUCAAAAAUCAUACUAAGGCAAGGAAGGCUCCUAGCAUGCUUUCUUGCAUUAGAGAGUUUUAACUGGAGAAAACCCC
Messenger RNA from Prionailurus viverrinus (fishing cat), 3091 nucleotides. It is a transcript of the gene ZNF382, whose product is annotated as zinc finger protein 382. Gene Ontology annotation, biological process: regulation of transcription by RNA polymerase II. The record is from RefSeq and is a predicted model, not a curated record. Gene Ontology annotation, cellular component: nucleus. Bases 389 to 1939 code for a protein of 516 amino acids. Lineage: Eukaryota; Metazoa; Chordata; Mammalia; Carnivora; Felidae. The transcript is spliced from 6 exons. Gene Ontology annotation, molecular function: DNA-binding transcription activator activity, RNA polymerase II-specific; RNA polymerase II cis-regulatory region sequence-specific DNA binding.